UGCAUAUGUAUCUCCACGAUAUACAGUGUACAUGCAGAGCCAGUUAGCAUGAAACACGGUGUACGGUACCUACGUGUAUAUAUCAGUGGCGGAUUGGAUCUUGCAGACAAACUGUCACUCACAGUGUCGGUGUCGAGGACUGUCGUUGUCAAGCUGACAGCAGAUAGUCCAACUGCUGAUGAAGCUGAAUUAAGUGCAGAUUGCCGCUUUUGAUGAUCUACAUAUGUGUACAUGUGUGUACGUGUACUGAGUGGCCACCAACGCAGUCAUGGGUUGCGGAGCCUCCCGUAGCUUGGAUUACUCCUCAGAAAUCAGCCAGCAGUGGGACAGCGUGAGCAAGACCAUCGAAGUCCAACAGCAGAACAAGAAGCUGGUUAUCAAGCGGGUGGGCUGGAAGACGAUUCGAGUCUUUGUGUCGUCCACGUUCCGCGACUUUCACGCUGAACGGGAGGUGUUGAUUAAAGAGGUGUUUCCUGAUCUAAGGGCAUGGUGUGAGAAGAGACGACUCUACCUCGUGGAUGUCGACUUGAGAUGGGGUGUGCCGAAAGACACAACCUCCGAAGAGACGCUGAGGAUGUGUCUGGGAGAGAUUGACCGUUGCUACGCCGACAACAUCAUGCCUUUCUUUCUCAACAUGACAAGUGAGCGUUGUGGAUGGAUCCCAGGUUUAAGUGAAGUCCCCGAGAGCCUUCAGCAGGAGUAUCGAUGGAUCCAUGGUUUGUCCGUCACCGAGAUGGAGAUCAUGCAUGGAGCUUACCGCAAAGAUAACUAUAAUUCUUUAUUUGCAAUACGAGAUGCUUCCUUUUUGGACUCGGUGCCAGAGAAAUACCACAAGGACUUUGUAGACUCCAAUCCAGUCGCUUCCCAGAAACUCAAAGUGCUCAAGGGCAUGCUGACAGACAGGUUUCCCAUCAAUGGUUCUUCAUCAUCACUCCCCUUCUCCUUAUCUUCAGCCUCCUCUUCUUUGACCUCGAUGGAUGGCCGGGUGUUCAAGUACCAAUGCAAGUUUGGUGGAAUUGACGUCGACACUGGCAAAGUGCAAAUGGAAGGCCUGGACGAGUUUAAGAAUAUGAUCUUUCAGUUCUUCAAGACCAGGAUCACAGAGCAGUACCCGCUGGACGAGAAGGCCAAGCUGGAUCCGUACGAGCAGCAGCGAGAGGCGCACGACGCCUUCAUGAAGAGCCGCAGCGCCAUCGUCAUCGGCAGAAACGACAUCUUACAGAAGAUGGAGGAGUAUGUGACCGACCUUGGCACAGGGGUGCCCCUGUUAUUGCUGGGAGGUCCGGGCUCCGGCAAAUCAUCCAUUAUGGCCCGAGUGGCUGACGUAGCAGCGAACAAGGCAGGAAGUGGGGAGAUACCAGGCGGUGGUGAAAAGGGCUGGCAUGUCUUUUAUCACUUUGUCGGCGCUAUUCCAGGAUCCACGGACGUCGAGAAAAUGCUGAAGCGAUUACUGAGGGAGUUGAAAAUGUGCAAUGAUUCCAACAUGCCCAAGGAUUACGAGACGGCUGCCCAACUUGUUGGAAGUGUCCUGUCCAAUCCAAACUCCAGUCCGGUCAUCAUCAUCAUAGAUGCGCUGAACCAGCUGAACGAAGACAAGGUGACCUCCAUCCUGAGCUGGUUGCCCCGGAAACUGGCCCCCCAGGUGCGCUGCAUCUUUUCCACGAUCGAUGACACCCCUCCCCACCGUCUGCUGAAGGACAGGAACGUUAAGCCUGAAGAGUUGGCUGUCACGCCACUCGACAUGGAUUCCAGGAAGGAGAUAGUUCGGGAGAUCCUCGGCCGCUACAACAAGCGACUGGACGCGGAGCAGAUGGCAAGCCUGCUGGGUAAGGAUUCCUCCCAGAAUCCCCUCUGGUUGGCCAUCGCCUGCGAGGAGCUUCGCGUCUACGGAGACUUCAGCACCAUCACCAAGAAGAUCAACUCCCUGUCUGACGGCUUGUUAAAUUUGCUGAGCCAAGUCCUGGCGCGCUUCGAGCAGGAGAAUGGUGGUUACCUGGUGGUGGCCACCCUCUCGCUCCUGGAGUGCUCCUCCAACGGACUGCUGGAGACAGAGCUGCUCUCUAUCCUGGGCAGCGAUGACAACAUGUCCAUCCUCACCAAGAAGGGCCACCGCAAGGACCGGGGCCAGGAGAAGACCCGAGGUGAGCCCCUGCCGGCCAUCAAGUGGUCGAUGGUGUACCGGGCUCUCCGGCCGUUCCUCAGGCCGUUCGGGGACAGCGGGGAAGGGCGGCUGGACUUCUACCAUCGGUCUCUCAGCAAAUCCGUCCGGCAAAAAUAUUUUGGGCUCAAACCGGGCCAAGAAGGGGGCUCAGACAAAAUGAGCAAGUGGUGGCACCAGGUGCUGGCCGACUUCUUCGAGCACGAGCAGAACAUGGACCGGAAAGUUGAGGAAUAUCCAUACCAACUGGUGAAGACGCACGACCAGGAGAGGUUAGCGCGAUGCCUGACUGAGUGGCCCGUGCUGGAUCGACUCUUUGACGAGGAGUACAGCUCACAGCUGCUAGCCUACUGGAGGGAGAUUGAUAAGGACGGGAAAUACUCCAAGAUGGAGGAGAACUACAGGGCGAGUCUGAAAGAUCUCGAGGCACGACCGGGCAUCUCGCAAGAGGAAAUCUCCAUGAGAAAUGAGAACAUUGCAAGACUUUUCAUUCAGGCAGGUCUAUACAACCACGCAAAGGAUCUCAUAGACAAGGCAGUGUCCCUAGAGCAAGAGCACCUGGGUUCCAGACCAGAGAGAAUGGUGGAGCUCUAUGCACUCAUGGCCGAGCUUUAUGACGAGCUGUGCAAGCUCCACGAUUUCAUCACGAGGGAGCAGCUCAAGGAACUGAGGCCAGCCAUUGACUUCAACCGGCGAUCCAUCAAGAUCAGGGAAACCUUGGAGGGAGAGAGGCACAAGUACAAGAUGGCAGACUCGGUGAUGCGCCUGUCUUUCAAUCUGAACAACUGGUCCGAGUGCGGGGGAGACUCCUCGCUGUCCGCGGAGGAAGCCCAGGAUGAGUCGGUCGUGCAGGUCGACGAGGCCAUUCGACUCUUCAAGGAGAUUGGUGAUCUAGGUAAAGAGGCUGAAGCCAGCAUGACCAAGGCCAUCGUCUUCCCUCGCGGUGAACCAGAGCAACUAGAGUGGUACGAGUUGGCCCGAGAGCAAUGCCAGCAAGCCUACGGCGAGAACUGCAAGCUCAUGACCCGAAUCAUGAGCAACACCGGCAUCUACUACGAGGACAGGAGCGACUUCCAGAUGGCCUACGACUACUUCGUGCAGUGGCACGAAAUCUCCAGAGAGGUUUUCGGUGAGCAGCACCCCAAGACGUUAUCAGCCCACAGCUGCAUCAACGAGCCCCGCUACCGACAGAUCCAGGCGCGGCGGGAUCAAGAGAGGCACAUGAACCAGGAAAAUGCCAAUGCGCGGUAGGCAGGGGGGUGGCUGGGAACAGUCACCGGUCCGGUCGAAUAUUACCAGCCGCCGCCGGAAGUAACACAGGCACCAAAGCAAGCUAAUGGCUGGAGCCACCUCCCAUUAGCCUUUGGAAGCGUGGCAGGCACCGUAGAGGGUGCUGUUUGAAGGGGGUAGUUUGGAGGAAACACCGAAGACUUCACCCGCACUGAAUAGCGCCCUCCUAUUGUGUCCACCAUACCUCAAAUAUGAUUAUGGACACGUGUCGAUUCCGGCCGCAAAGGACAUGGUUCACUCCCAGGAGUCUGAACUUGUUCAAAGGUUCUCUACCGUUUCUGCACGCUCAGCUAGUGGAGCACUUGCACUGAAUUUAUUCAGAUUUUGCUCGACUAGAAAGUUCCCGAGUACACACUCUACGGUUCUUAUCAGAACCAUGCCUCUUCCAAAAGAGAUCCACACGGUGUUACCGCAAGCCCCCUCUUUAGUAGAAAGUUCUCCAAGAUGAAAUCUUUAGAUAUUUUGAAUGACCCUUGUGCCCGUUUUGCUUUUUUAUUAUUCCAUUGUAAAGACUGCCGAUGGAGCCUUACUUUGAGGCUGAAAGAAGUAGAUCUUUGUGUCUAUAUAUAAUGGACGAGUUUAUCACCUCAAAUUAUAAUAGUUUGUUUUUAAUUAAGCAACAUAGGUUUGUACAGGAAUGAUAUAAUUGGGCAUGUUUUUGGAGUCUUUUUUGCUCAGAUCUUUUAAACUUUGUUAUAAAAUUGAAAUUUGAAGCCUUAUUUUCCGUCUUAUUUUUAUGGCACUUAGUCUAUCAAGAAAAGGGUAAUCAGAGAUAUUUUCACGCACCGAAUGAACCAAGUCAGAGCCGCCUCAACAUCAAAGUGAAAGACAAAUAGACCCACACUGUCAGAUCUGAAAACCUUUUAUUUUCAUCAAUUUUUAUGUACAUGGGCGAUUACUACAGAAUACUACACCACAGUAACAUACUUGCAUGCAAAUCAAGUUCAUAUCUGAAAACGUUCCCGACGUCUUCGGACUUCAACUUUUGGAAACCUACCCUCCGUGAAAGAGGGAUGCAGUUUUAAAAGAUUUACAUAAAAAUCAUGUAAUUAUGCAAUGGUGACAAAUAAAUAUUUACAGCAGGUUUUCUUGAGUUUGUAUAAAACAAAAGAUUUGUGUGGUUUGGACUUUGGGGCAGAAUUAUAGAGAAGCUGACAGAAAUGAUUGUUUUCUGUUUUUGUCAGCCAUGGUGAGGUCAGUGACCUUCUCAUGCAUGUACAAUAUUUCUGAAGCACUUGGCGUUUUAAUUAAGCAGUGUGUAGUGAGCAUUAUGUACCAAAACAUUUCAGACUGGUUAGUUGAUCUCUCUCAAAUGAUGUGACUUCCGAAAAGGUUGCCAUGUGCAUCUGCAUUCUGGACGUCCAAUUUUCUUGAUGCGCAUCUGCUGCACGGCGUUUCAAAGAUAUUUGGACCAACACAAAUGUGAGCAUAGCGUACAUGCACAACAUCUGCACGCACUCCUGAUGGUGUUGAAUACGCAGCAGGAAAUUCCUUACGAAGAUGGUGUCCUAUGAGACAGAUCUCUACUUAAACUCACGACAGUUUCCAUCCAGUUUUGUCAAGGGAAGCCCAGGAGAAAUUACCCAAAACACAUUUUUAACAGGCUGUGAAAACAAAGAGCUAAAGAAUUGAUCAUCUAAUCAAGCAAGCAGUUCUACUGUUUUGAUGAGCAGAGUCAAUCAACAGCGAAUAUUUGCCUGUACCAUAUGACAGUUUCGGAAUUUCAGACUUACUCUAAAAAGCUGGUUAACAUGCGUAAUAUCCCUGUGUCAGGACCUUCAAUUGUGCCCAGUGCAAAUAUACAGAGAGAUUCUAUUGGACUGGCACUGUGCUCUUUACUAGCAUAGCUCACUUUGUGUUUGUUUUCUGUGGCAACUUUCCUACUUUAUGUAUCCCAAAAUUAUCCCUGCAUAAAAGCCUCUAAUUUACUAGCCCAAAGAACUCGGGCGUUCAUGAGGAAAAUUCAAAUGAAAAGUAGUCGUGUGGCUCAUGGUAAGGGGACUCCUCUGCAGUCGAGUGUGGUCACUGCUUGAGCUUAAAUAGACCACAG
Messenger RNA from Acanthaster planci (crown-of-thorns starfish), 5498 nucleotides. Its product is annotated as telomerase protein component 1-like. Lineage: Eukaryota; Metazoa; Echinodermata; Asteroidea; Valvatida; Acanthasteridae. Gene Ontology annotation, molecular function: protein binding. The record is from RefSeq and is a predicted model, not a curated record. Gene Ontology annotation, cellular component: Cul4-RING E3 ubiquitin ligase complex.